Molecule: messenger RNA, 8942 nt
Organism: Cuculus canorus (common cuckoo)
Lineage: Eukaryota; Metazoa; Chordata; Aves; Cuculiformes; Cuculidae
Gene: ATP6V1G3
Product: ATPase H+ transporting V1 subunit G3
Exons: 3
Coding region: 228-584 (118 amino acids)
Biological process (GO): proton transmembrane transport
Cellular component (GO): vacuolar proton-transporting V-type ATPase complex
Molecular function (GO): proton-transporting ATPase activity, rotational mechanism
Source: RefSeq, a predicted model, not a curated record
UGAGGAGGGGAGAACAUUCCUUUCAAACUCACUGCUGUGUUUUUCUGAUUACACUAGCAGGCCUUUUUGCCCAGCAGCAAUCCAGGCACAGCCAGCUGGUUUGGUGCAAUCUGGAAGGCUGUUGUAGUAACAGACAGAACAAAAAGUAUAAGGAAGAGCCUGGCGGCUGUAUAAAACUCCCUCUCAGCUCCAGUCUCCGCAGACGUGCACGGACCUCAGCAAUCAGCAUGACCAGCCAGUCUCAGGGAAUCCAGCAGCUUCUGCAGGCAGAAAAACGCGCCAAGGACAAACUGGAAGAAGCCAAAAAAAGAAAGGGAAAGAGGCUGAGGCAGGCCAAAGAAGAAGCCAUGGCAGAGAUAGACCACUACCGGUUACAGAGGGAGAAGGAGUUUAGAAACAAGCAAACCAAUGUAAUGGGCUCCCAAGGUAACUUUUCAGCUAAAAUAGAAGAGCAAACUACAGAAACUGUGCGAAACCUGACUAGCAGCUACCACAAGAAUAUGGAAAGCAUGAUGAAAAAGCUUUUGAACACAAUAUGUGACAUCAACCCUGAAGUUCAUCCAAACUUCAGACAUGCAGUUUAAGAUCCAUUGAUGUGCUGGGAAAAGGUAUUUGUUAAAGUAGCCUUCUGUCUUGAUAAGCAUAAAUAUUUCCUCAUUUAUUUUUUUCUGUUUGUGUGAGAAAACAAAAAGAACACUAAAUUAAAAAAGCACAUGGUUCCACACAGGCUUUUGAUGUAACAAGGAUUAUACAGGAUUUCAUAAGUAUUUGCUGGAAUGUUGUUUCCUGUUGGUAGCUAAGCCCCUAUCAUUUAGACAGGGGCAAGUCAACAACAGUAGAAUAAACAAUUAUUUGACACUAGCAACUUUUCAGUGGGAGUCUUUUUUCCUUUUCUCCUCUAAAACUUUCUAUACUAGGAUGUGGUGCUGCUUAAAGUCUGUUUACUCCAACACAUGAAAUAGCGUAUCAGAAAAACUCUAAAUAAAUAAUUUCUGGUUUGCUUGUGACAUGCAGAAUGGUCAGGUUAUGGAACACACAGGAACUCUGUACCUUUUGGUCAAAAAGAAUAGGUCAAAACAUUUUCAAUUUUUACACUAAUUUAAAGAAACAUAUAGCCGACUUGUACAGAAUUAUGUUCAAAAGGUGUACUCAAAGUAUUGUCCUGUUUAACUAUGCCACAAACUUUAUAUAGCUUUGUUAAGCCUGAAAAACGAGAACGGGAGUAAUCAUUCAUUAAAUUGCUUUGGUUCAAGGUGCAGACUAGCACAUCCGUCGUGGUGUAUACAGUUACAUUGAAAGUGCAGGAAUUCAUGGGCUCAAACUAUAUACCAGCUAUGCUAAAUGGUACCGUAAUCCACAGGUUGUUCAUAAAAAUCAUGUCAGAGAUCAGUUCUGUUACCUUAAAUGACCUUGAGUAAAACUUCCCUCUGCAAUGGCACAGAUUUCCCUUGGAAUAAAUUCUGCUGCAGUUAGGAAAAUACAAUACGAUCUGGUGCUUUCAAGGACAGGGCCAUAGCAUCUUAUGAGAGCGAGGCAAUCAUGAAGUAGAAGUCUGGCACACUCCUGGCUCGUGAACCCCCUUAAUGCCUUGUCACCACUACAAAUUUACACUGAAUUAGAAAAGAAGAUUGAGAAAUUGCAGUGAGUAGCAAACAAUAGCCAGGAUUUUCGGUCCACAUAGACACAGACAAAUCAUUUCAAUUUCACAGCAGCUAGUCAUAGGCAAUCUCCUGUUCCAGUGAGGUUUACACAGCUGACACGCUGUCAUGUGUAAAAUGACCGUAAAGCUGUAGUCAACUUAAUGUCAGCAAACAUGACUCCUCAAGGCUGUGCCUGGAUGCUACAUAAUCUCCAAGCCAUGAUUGUUCCAGUCUCCUGUGCUUGAUUAUAUUCUCUGGGGAUGCAAGGAUGCCAGGGAACGGGAAAGAGACUAGAAAUCCUAUUGACAUUAGCUGAAAGGCUCAUUUAUUUAGGAGUGCUUUGAAUCAAGUUCUGAUAGGCUUUGAUUUACUGAGGGGAUGAAGGAACUCUGGUCCCAGCCUAUGCACACGAGCCAAGGCAACCACCCUCCUGCAGGGCAUGGGGCAGUCAAGAUUGCCUCACAGCCCAGGCAAACAUGCCUCCAGUUUGAUUCCUGGCUGCAGUCCCAGAGCAGUGCUCAACUGUGAAGUGUAUAUAUACUAUGAACUUAAACAGUCACCAAGGGAGGCACUAACUAACCUGCCACAAGAACUCACUGCACUCUUCGGGACUGCUCCGUUUUCCCUUCUGGGCUACCUCAGCACCCUUUCCAGUGGUUAUCACUUCAAAACAUACAGAAACAUUGCAGGUUCAGCUGCAGAACUAAAGCAAUGGGGUUUCCAUUGCCAGCUGUAUGGAAAAUACACACCCCUGUGCAGUGAGAGUAGAAUUGCCACAACACAGUGGGCAGCAGCUUCUUGGGAGGCCAGCCACACAGAUUAAGUGAAAUAAAGCUUUGCCUUCCUACAUUGCCCUGCUUCUCGUCAAGGCAUUCCCCCUUUCCCUCACUCUCACCAACAUCUAUCUUCCGUCACCAACUGCUUUUCUUGCAAAGCUUCUGCCCUCCUUUCAAGGCUACUCUCUGCCCGUCUGGUCCUAACAGCCACAAACACAUCUCUUAUUUAAAUAUCUUCCAAAACACAUUAGCCCACAAACACACCCUCCUUGACAAAAAAGCGAGCACAUGGUGAUGCGAGAGUCACAGGCAGCAUGGGCCAGCGCUGUCUAGAGGGGAUGGUGCGGCUGUGUCAUCUCUCACCCAACAGCACUGCACUGCAGCCGUGGCAAUCACCUGCCUGUGCCCUUGCUUUCAGCUGCAUACCUCAGAUACAGAUAGGGUCUUAAGCACUCAAACUUUCUGAAAGUGAUUGUUUUCUUGAACUAUGGCCACAAUGAGGAGCUACUGCUCAUGAAAAAGGAAUGGAUUUGUUAUUAGCUCUUUGAUCUUGAGAGAUAUAAACCUGAGAGAAUUGAGCACUCUAUGCAUUCCAUAAACUGGUUUUGGUUGGAAGGGACCUUAAUGAUUAUCCAGUUCAAACCAACCUGACAUGGGCAGGGACACCUCCCACUAGACCAGGCUUCUCAAAACCCCAUCCAACCUGGCCAUGAACAUUUCCAGGGACCAGGCAUUCAUAACUUCCCUGCGCAACCUGAUCCAGUGCCUCACCACCCUCAUUGUGAAGAAUUUCUUCCUAAUGUCUAAUCUAAAUCUUUCCCCUUCCAAUUUAAAAGCUUUCCCUCUCAUACUAUCACUACACACCCUUGCAAAAUGUCCCUCCCCAGCUUUCUUGAACACCCCCUUGAGGCACUGGAAGACCACUAUAAGGUCUCCCUGGAGCCUCCUCUUCUCCAAACUAAAUAACUCUAACUCUAUCAGCCUAUUCUCACAUGGAAGGUGCUCCAGCCCUCUGAUCAUAUUUGCAGCUCUCCUCUGGACCCAUUCCAAUAGUUCCAUAUCCUUCUUAUGCUGGAAGUUCCAGAACCGGACACAAUACUCCAGUUGGGUCUCACGAAAGAAUAGAGGGGGAGAAUCACCUCCCUCACCCUGCUGGCCGUGCUUCUUUUGAUGCAGCCCAGGAUAAGGUUUUCCUUCUGAGCUGUGAGCCCACAUUGCUGGCUCACAUCGAGCUUCUCAUCAACCAAUACUGCCAAGUCCUUCUCUGCAGAGCUGCUGCCAAUCACAUCAUCCCCCAUCGUGUACUGAAGCCACAGAUUGCCCUGACUUAGCUGUAGGACUUUGCACUUGGCCUUGUUGAACCUCUUGAAGUUCACACAGGCCCACCUCUCCAGCUCGUCCAGGUCCUUCUGGGUGACAUCCCAUCCAUCUAGCAUGACAACUGCACCACCCAGCUUGGUGUCAACUGCAAACUUGCUGAGGGUGCACUCGAUCUCACUAUCUAUGUCAUCAUUGAAAAUAUUAAACAGCACUGGUCCCAGGACGGCUGAGGGACAUCACUUGUCAUGGAUUUCCAUCUGGACAUUGAGCUAUUGACCACCACUCUCUGAAUACAAUCAUCCAACCUAUUCCUUAUCCACCUAACACUCUACCCAUCAAAUUCAUAUCUAUCCAAUUUAAAGAGAAGGAUGUUGAGGGGGGGGACCAUGUCAAAGACUUUACAGAAGUCCAGACAGAUUACAUCCAUUGUUUUCUCCAUGUCCACUGACACUGAGGUAAUCACCCCAUCAUACAAAGCUACUAAGAUGGUCAGGCAGGGCUUGCCCUUAGUGAAGCCAUGCUGGCUGUCUCGAACCAUCUCCCCAUCCACCAUGUGCUUUAGCACAGCUUCUAGGAGGAUCUGUUCCAUGACCUUCCCAGGCACAGAGGUGAGGCUGACAGGUCAGUAGUUCCCAGGGUCAUCUUUUCUAUCCUUUUUAAAAGUGGACACAAUGUUGCCCUUCUUCCAGUCACCAGGGACUUCUUCUGACUGCCCUAACUUUUCAAAUGUCAUGGAAAGUGUAUUGGAAACCACAUCUGCCAAUUCUCUCAGGACUCUGGGAUGCAUCUCAUCAGGUCCCAUGGACUUAUAUAUGUUCAGGAUCCUCAGGUGGUCACAAACCUGAUCCUCCUUUACAAUGAGAGGGGCUUUACCCCCCUGAUUCCCAUCUUGUUUUCCAUUGACCCAGGAGUGGUGAGGAGAGCAGUUGCCAGUGAAGACUGAGGCAAAAAAAGUAGUUGAGUACCUCGGCCUUCUCCUUGUCUGUUGAUAUGAGGUCACCAUUUUUGUUCAUCAGGACAGGAACACUUUCUUUAAACUUCUUUUUCUGGCUGACAUACCAGAUUUAUAUGGCAUAUGCGACCUUGCAUAUUGCUGUUGCAUAUAUGACCAUUUGCUCUCUUCUACGUUCAUUCCUACUUCUGGACAAGGAUGGGAAGGUUAUACCACCACUUUUAGCUGUACAGAGGUAAAAGCCAAAUUAUACUUCGUGUAAUUUGGCAAGAUAUUGAGGCUUUUUUAAAUGAAGAAUAUAAAGUACCAGCUGCAUCAAUGCAAUAUUGAGGUGCCAAGAAAAUGCCUGCUGAAUUUGCAAGCACAUGAAACAUCUUACAUGUGACAUUCAUGUAUUUGGAAUGAUGGCAAAUAAUCAUUUCAUGUAAAAGAUAAAAGAAAAAUAAAUAAAAGACAAAAGAAAUAAUAGAAGCAAUGAGGUUUAAUUUCAGAAUGUUCUCAAAUGCAUAAAAAGUGAAAAUGCUUACUCUGUAUUAGCAGUUACCUAGCAUGGAUGAUUACAACUGUCUCGUUAGAUCACCCUUGGGCAAAAAAGGCCCUCAGGGCUUAACCAGUCAGUUCAAUGAUGUCUUUAAAGGCCCUGACCACACACUCCUUUUCCCCUUCACCAUGACCUUCUUCUCACUAUGGUUCAUGUUCCCGGCUCAUCCUCAGCCCAUCCCAGUCCCCAGGGAGUGCCCAGUGCUGACCCUUGCCCAUCCCACUCCCUGGCCAGGAUGAGAUGGCCCUGGCUGCCAGGUUCUGCCCUGCCAGCCCCUAAGGAGCACCCCAACCCCAGAGAGUGCCCAGCCCCCACAGUGCCCUGACUUACCUAAUAUGAACCAAUGCAAAUGCCAAGUGAAAUGGCAACAUCUCAUCUAUCACAACAUAAGCAAAUCUAAGAAAUAGAAAGCCACAUAUAGACAGCACACAUGCCUUUGUAAUCUUUUUUUCACAAAUACCUCUGAAAUAUGGGUCUUAGCAAACACUUGAAGAUCUCCUGUGAAGGUUUACACCUCUCCAGCUAUGCUCUUCCCUUACCUGGUCUGGACAUCAUUUCAGACAGAGGAACUUUCUUCACAUCAUUGGAAGCCAAACACUGUAAGAACUAACUAUUAUCCUUCCCCUCUUCCCGCAACCCCCAGUGACAACUGUACAUAGCAACAGUGAUUAGCUCUUUCACUAUUUCAAUUAGUACCUUCUAAUUAUCAAUAAAUCAAUAAUCAAUAAAAUUAACGGAGAUUACUCAAGGUCUGCAUCUGAUCCCAUCAACAGCGACUGCACAACACCCAGAGUGUGAGCUAUUAGAAGUGAAACAACAAACUUGGGUAGUUUCCUCACUUGGAGAAAUUCUACUCUGAUUUAACAGAGCUUUUGCUGUCUGAAAAAGAAGAGCUGUAUUACAACAAAAUUCUAAGUCUACUGAUUAAAGUGCCUGAGGUGGAAAGUACAAGAACUGUUUAAUACAACUCAUGAGAAGGUUUGGGCUAAAUUUCUCUGGCUGUCUUACCUCAGUGUUCUCCUUCGAGUUACAAUAUAUGUGAGAAUGUAGUGAUGUGAUUCCCAUUCAUGGGUGAUGAGGGAAGAUAUCUGAACUCAUGCAUGUAAGGAGUCUAAAUGAAGUAAAAUGAAGCAGGCACAAAGAAUACUAUACAUACUAUACUCUAUGUACAGGCUUUCUACUGACAUUUCCACUAAUUUCUAAAGAGUUCGGAGGCCAAAAUUUGGAAAGUCAGAACCAGAUGUUAAUCUGUUACAUGGAUCAUGAUACUAACUGAAAUCAGAUUUCAUUCCUCAUAUAUAGUUGCAUCAAUUAUUUUUCCAUAUUAAAAUAUACUUCGAAGUUCAUAUAAUCUGUAAAACAGAAGUUAUUCUUGUAAAUGAUCAUAUGUAGGAUGUGAAGGUCUUUACAGAGCAAAGUAUUUUGGUCCCUGGCUUAAAAGAUUUUGUAGUUCAAGGCCUGUGAGCAACGUCUUUCUAUAGGAUGGGAUGAGAGGAUCUGCUAUUGCAGAACUCAAGAACCACAGCAAGACAAGCAACAGGCUGCCAUUAUAUACAAUCACGGAAGAUGUGGACCUGCAGAUAUGUGUUUUUACAAGCAGCCUCACCCAGAAGCAUCCCUAAUUGCAGACAAGGCAGGUAAGGCAUCUAGAUGUAAGGAUUUAUUGAGUAACCCUAUAGCAAGGGGCUGUGUUGAACUUUGGGUACGUGUCUAAGCAGGAUGACACUUAAGACUGAGUCUGGGGAUGAAAUAUAAACAAGGUUUUAGGCUACUAAGCAACACUUUCCAGUAUUUGCAGUGACAUUUUCUAUUAGCGUUAUUGACAGGCAGAGCAGUCAUAAUUGAAGAUAAAGUUAUUGUAAAAUAGUAGCAGUUCUGAGAAAGAAUGGCCUUUGCCCCUGCAGUCCACCUAAUGAGAAGAACUUUGACUGGAAUUUCUCUUAACUAAAAUUGUACGAGAGUGUGCUGUGUCUUUUGACUGUGGAUUUGGGGGUUUUUUCUCAAAUAAUAGCAUGUAGAUUAAUCAAAUGUUACCUAGAAACAAUUCAUCAGUCCCAGACACUUGUCAGGUUUGUAAUCUAUGAUACUGUCACCAAAAGACUAACCCACAAGAAUCAGAUCUAUGUGGAAUUUCAUCAUCGCCUCCUCCAUACCCAUGGGUCAAAGAACAUACCCUGACUGAAUGAGGAGCCAAGAGUUACUGAAAAUAAACAUAAGUGGAGGAAAAGACAAUGGACAAAGAUUUUGGGGUGACAGUGGCAAUUCCAGUUUUUUUCCAUUCCAGGAAGCCACCACGGUCAUGUGUUGGUUAAGUAGGAAACUUGAAUGUUAUGUAAAGUUAUGUUCUGCUUCAUGUAUACAACGCAUAUAAUUCAAAAUAAUUUUCUCCAGUUCAUCAUAAAAAUAAUGCCUGUUACACAAGUGUCAUAUAUUCCUGCCAAAUUCACAGUGGCCUGUCCUUCACAGAUUUGAUUAUUCCACAUUUUAUGGUAGUAUGAGGCACUUCAAACCCUGAGUCUUCCCUGAGGAAUGUUAACACUUCUUAGAAGUACAUGACCCAACCAGUAUUACUACAAAACACUUGGAAAAUGUUACAUUGGAGUACUAUUAAUACACUCUAUUGCACUUACAGGACAUGACUGCAUGCGGAAAAUCUGAUGACUUGCAAGCUUAUUAACUUUCAGAGAUUCCUCAUGGCUUUUAUGAAAGAUAUGCCACAACUGAAUUACCUGACCCAAGGCGUUUUCUGAAAGUCCCUCUUGCUCCAGAUACCUGAUUUAUUUACAGGUACAACAGGCUCCAAUACGCUACCAAAUUUCCAUAACACUUUUGGAAAUACAGAAAUGUUAAGAAGAGCUGUGCUCCAAUAACUGCUUGUUUGGUUAAAAUUACCUCAACACUUGUUAUUAAAUAGACUUUGCUUUAAGAAACACAGUAUUUAUAGUUCAGUUCACUUGUAACAAAAAAAUAGCAUAAAUAACAAUAUCAAAGAGAUUAGCGAUGCAAAUAUAAACUGAUUUAUAUAACCUCUUCUAUAUAUUUCAUCUAAAUAUUUGGUUUGCAGUCCUGUAGCACUGAUUUAUUACGGAAAAUGGAUACAUAAAAGCAGAUAAAUUGAUGUGUGAAAGCAGACAAGGGGGGCUCAUUUUGGGUUAUAGGGUUUGAUUCCUCAAAACAAUUCAACACAAAUGUAAUUUAACCAUGUCUGCAUUGCUUUUGAAAAUAAAUCUAGAAUUUUGUGGCAGUCCCCUUUCCAUUCAGACUUACUUGUGGGCAACAGUGCAAAUACAUGAACAGUCCCAUUACUGGUUGUGGGAUAUUUCAUACCAGUGGUUAAAAUUAGGUAAGGUGAAGUGUGGUGGCAGCUCAGAGAGCAGAAGUGAGACCAAGGGACUCGGGUAUAGCCUGCCAGGGCACCGCAGGUUCUGGAAAUUGCUCCUGCCAUGAAUUUUGAACUACAUCUCUUCUCUGCACCUGGCAGCUGACCUCCACCUCACACCAGCACCACUCUUCUACCAUCGCAGAAAUAUACACCAUGACUUUCUAAUAAUCGCAGGAGCUACUUUGUAACCUUCUUUAUAACCCUGGCUCCCCAUGCAUCAGGAGGAUGUAUUUUACCUCUUACUUAUGGUUUCCCAGCUGUUAGCAGUCAUGAAGAACAUUUAAUAAAUGAAAUAAUUGUGUCUUAUAUCAGAUUAACACUCCUUAACAAC